UUAAUGGGACUGUUGUUGAAAUUUAAAGUAACCUUCUAUUUAAAAAAAAAAAUUGCACGCCCGAUUCACACCGAUUAAAGCUUUAUUUGAACAAGUGGAUUGUGGAAGGUGUCUUCCUUUUUCCUAUAAUUAAUAAUUGAUUAAUACAUAAUAGUUAAUUUCCAAAGAGAAAAUAAUUGAUAUCUUGUGCAUUUUUAUCAUAGAAAGCUUUGAAGGACAUCGUUUUGAAUCGGACAUGCCACUCUAUAAAAUUACGCCUACAGUCCGCUUUUUAUUGAUAAAACAAUCUAUUUGCAAAGGUUUACCAACAACAGAUGAAAUAAUGAUGACCCAAUGUUCUUAAGGUUUGUGUGCUAGAGAAGGAGCAUGAACUUGCCACUCAUCAAACUGGUCAUAACUCUGGAGUCAUUCAUGCUGGCAUCUACUAUACUCCAGGUUGGUAAGCUGGUUGUAGCGACAAAUGAACUUGAAGAGAAGAGAUUAAUGGAUUUAUGGGAGAGAGCAAACCUAAACCAGGUUCCAGGGAUAGAGCUAGUAGAUUCUAAGGGUAUACAGGAACGGGAGCCCGCAUGUAGAGGUACAAAAGCAAUCUGGUCUCCUCAUACUGGUAUUGUGGACUGGGCAAGAGUUGCUCGGCAUUAUGGAACUGUUUUUAAAAGUCGAGGUGGUAAAAUCUAUACAGGGUUUCAGGCUUCUGAGUUUUCAGCCAUUGGUGAUACUGGAGUUAGAAUACGGAGUACAGAAGGAAAGGAAGUAAGCUGUCAGUAUGUACUGGCAUGUACAGGUCUUUAUGCUGACCGUGUAGCUGAGUUGACCGGCUGCAAUCCUGAACCUAAAAUUGUUCCAUUUAGAGGAGAAUACCUUCUACUCAGCCCGGAGAAAUCUAAAUUAAUCCGAGGAAACAUUUACCCGGUUCCAGAUCCGAGGUUUCCAUUUCUUGGAGUACAUUUCACUCCCAGAAUGAACGGAGAAGUUUGGUUGGGGCCUAAUGCAGUUUUAGCAAUGUCACGUGAGGGAUAUAGUUGGGGGCAGGUCAACCCACGUGACCUUGCUGAGGUUCUUGUAUAUCCUGGUUUUUACAGGUUGGCUCAGAAAUAUCUUGGAUAUGGUUUGGACCAGAUGCUCGGUUCCAUCUUUAUUAGGAGAGCAGUGAAGGAGUUGCAGAAAUAUGUUCCACAGGUUGAGGUCGAAGAUAUAUCCCGAGGUCCUGCUGGGGUUAGAGCUCAGGCCAUGAACUCCUCUGGGAACCUCGUCGGCGACUUUAUCUUCUCUAGGGGGGAGGGAACCAUCGGAGCCAGAGUUCUGCAUUGUCGAAAUGCACCUUCUCCUGCUGCAACAAGUUCUCUUGCAAUUGCACAGAUGAUCGUAGACAAGAUGAACACAGAGUUUAAUCUAAAUCUCAGAGUUUAAUCGGAAUCUUAGAGUUUAGUUUAAUCCAACCCCUUGUGUUUAAUCUGAACAUCGGAGUUUAAUCUAAACCUAAGUGUUAAAAUUAAUUUUCACAGUUACAUCUACAUCUUAGAGUUUAAUCCAAAAUCAACCUCGAGAGUUUUAUUUAAACCUCAGAGUUUUACCUAAACCUCAAAGUUUUAUCCAACCCCCAGAGUUUAAUCUAAAUCUCAGAGUUUAAUUUAAACUUCAGAGUUUAAUCUAAAUAUCAGAGUUUAAUUUAAACUUUAGAGCAGAUUUUAAUCUAAACCUUCAAAUCAAAUCUGAAUCUUAGAGUUUAAUCUAAACCUUCAGAGUAAAAAUUAGAUAACUCAAUGUGUUAGUUUUACUUAUAUGCAAGCAAGUGCUAGUCUAGUUUAAAAAAUAGUUAAUUGUUCUAACUGUUGUACAUUAGUCAAUUAUAUUUACAUAUUUAUAAAUUGCAAUUUUAUUUGAUGUGUAAUUCUUUUGGGUAUAUAAACCUGCAUUAAUAAUACACUCAGACAUCCAAA
This is a messenger RNA of Eurytemora carolleeae, 1940 nucleotides long. It is a transcript of the gene L2HGDH, whose product is annotated as L-2-hydroxyglutarate dehydrogenase, mitochondrial. The record is from RefSeq and is a predicted model, not a curated record. The coding region runs from base 367 to 1410 and encodes 347 amino acids. Gene Ontology annotation, molecular function: (S)-2-hydroxy-acid oxidase activity; (S)-2-hydroxyglutarate dehydrogenase activity. The transcript has 14 exons. Lineage: Eukaryota; Metazoa; Arthropoda; Copepoda; Calanoida; Temoridae.